Messenger RNA from Porites lobata, 9839 nucleotides. Lineage: Eukaryota; Metazoa; Cnidaria; Anthozoa; Scleractinia; Poritidae. The record is from the annotation of a GenBank genome assembly.
AUUGCAGCCGAGCUGAAAAUUAGAGACACUCUAAAGGACAUUGAUGACGCAUCUCUAGACAAAAUAGAAGAGGCUUUCACCGCCAAUAAUUUGUGCCGCUGUAAAAAUCCAGUUACAACAGCUUUUGAGGUUAGUCUGUAUCAGCAUCAUUCCUCUUAUAUAGACGCUUACAAGUGAUUUGGCAGCGAAGAUAUUUUGAGAGCAAAAAAUCAUGGCGAGACACUUGAGUUUGAGCAGAAAACCCACCUACGGCUAUCUUUUUCUAUUUUCUGCGCGAAAACGUUUAAAAAAUCAGCGAAGGUGAUUCUCUUCAAACGGCCUUCCUUCUCACAUCUCAGAUCGGAAGAAUUAAGAGCUGUGGGAAUCAAUUAACCAGGCAACCAGGUUGGGGUAAGGGCGCAGUUUUGUAUCGUACUAAAACAUACCCUUCAACUGGAUAAAAUCUGUCAACCAUUUUCUCACCGUUUAUAUAUAAAGCAAAAAUAAAUCAACAACGACAAGAAUUACUUUAGGUCACGAUAUUCAUACACAUCAUAAUCAUUUCUGGAUUCAAGAUCAAGCAUGUUGGUCCAGCACAUCAUUGAUCCAAUUUUGUUGGAAGGUGUUGUAUCCGUUCGAAACAACCAAAUAUUAUUCACUCAUUCAGGCCGGGUUCACCAUCAUCCAUCAUCUUCAAGGCCGUCCAAUGGUGUUCAGGGGAAUCCAAAAUUCGCUUUCACAGCCUAAUGUCGGACACCCGUUUUUUAUUACUCUUAAUGCAGGUUUCAUCGAAACUUAGGGAACUCUCCUACUAUCGAGACGACAAUGCAGUAUUUUUUACUACGCUAGCAGAGCAGGUUGAGGACUUCUCUGUUACGCUUAUGGAUCAAAUCAACACGAAAGAGGAAAUCUCAAUUGGGCACGAGGAAAGCAGUGAUAUGGACCCAUAUGCGUACUUACUUGAUAGUAUUACCGAAUCAGCUAUUCGCUUUUCGCAGAAAAAGGUACACAAACUUUGUAAUGAUAUGGCUGCUGGAUUUAAACGUUCAACAAAACCGUGCUAUUAUACAACAAAGUUUUUCUACGUUUCCUGAGGCACAGAAUAUCGCAAGGUGCCGAAAAAUAUAGAGAUUCCUCAAGGUAUGAAAAAGGGUAUGAUUUUUGCGCCGUUUUAUCUGAAAACGGGUACAUUGUAUGCACUUUGCCUAUUUUGGUCUGGAAUCACGGGCAUGGUUUUCCAGGGAACGACGGGAGUGCAUGAACGUAUUCGUCGUUUCAAUUCCAAGUGAAUAAGAAGGAGAGUUAGAGUUAUAUGUGAUUUCGAAAUAGAUUUUAAGGUUAUAGGCUCCUGGUAUGAUGACAAAAUUUUUUCUUAGGGAAGCGUAUGUUGCGUUUGUGAGUCCUCCAGGCUGGAAGACGGAUAUGUAUUUUAGGGGGGCAGGUCUGAAAAGGGGUGUGGAAAUGACAUUUUUGGUCUAAAAAUGGGGUCAGGAUUUGGAGAACCGGGUGGCACACCCCCACCAAGAGUAACCCCCCACUGGGAAAUCAGCCUACUGUCUGUAAGGAAAUAAAUAUUUGCAGACAACAGGCCUUACGGGAUAACCAUUCAAAACCAAAAAAACGGGAAAUGUAAAUGAAAAUCUGAUAAAGAGAGGAAAACACUUCGUCGACAAAGCUUCUGUCGGAGAUACAUUGCGUGAAAGAAAUAAGAAAGAAUUAAUUAUUUUAAAUAGCACAAGAUUUCAAUUCGAAAGUAGCGAUAAUAGCAAAAAUGUUCUACUUUCCAACAACUCAACUUUUUUGUGCUUUUAUUUUUCCCUAGUUUGUAUCGCUUCCACUGUCGUACAGACUGCUGAUCCAAAGGUGGAACUAUGGUUUGCCACUUGACUGUCAACCAGGGAAAAAAUUGAGGUUUCUUGUAUAUGUAUUUAUCGUACUCGACACUAUUUUGACUCCUGUGUUUCUUCCUCUUAUCACAUAUGCCUUCUACAAGGACCAGGUAACCUGUCUGACUCGUGAAGUGGUUAAACGGAACAAGAAAACAUUAAGAGGUUUGUUACCGAUGGAAGAACAUUAUUAAAGCCGAAUUAUAUUCUUUACAAGCACUCCAUUGACAUAGUUAGAAACAAAUAGAAAUUCUCAAACUGCAUAUAUUUCAGAAGGACCCUAAAUAGGCAAUUGGCUCGUAAGCGUGUCAGUAGUAAUUUAUAGGAAUUUUCGAGCAAAUGUUCAAAGGAAUUUGUAACCUAGAACUUCCUGUUGCUGUCCAUGUCUCCUUGCAAAAGGAGUUUAUCAGAGAUCUUAAGUUCCGACGACGGCGAUGGCAAUGAGAACAUAAAAAAAAAAACUGAGCAAGAGGUUAAAUAAUCAAAACACCAACUCUGUAAUUAAGUGCAUCAGAUGUUUUUGUACAAUUCUUUGCCGUCACUGUAAGACUACGACGUGAAACUGCUUAAUUCAAUCUCUUUAAUGGAGGACAUAAACAAGCCAUGAGGAAGUUUUCUUUCUUUUUCUUAACUUGGAUAUCAUAUCUUAAAAGUUCCACUUUAGAAGACCAUCUGUAAAAACAAAGGAGACGAAUUUCGUUGGAAGAAAACAUAAAAAUUUCAUAGCGGCGGUGAGAAAAUGAGAAAUGCUAGCGGCCACCAAGCUGAGAUGAGCGGCAGUGAAAAACAUAAAAGCGAACAGGAACUCAAGCAACAAAAUUUUUGAUGAGCACAUGCGACAAUUCCUCCAUAAAAACAAUGUGUAACGAGGAAGUUUCACGUUUUAGUCGUGCAAAACGGCAUUGUAGUAGAAAAAACAAAUUUUGGAAAAAAAUUGGGUGUCAGAACUUAGUUGCCCUGGCAACUUCAAUUAAAAUGUUUCCAGAUAAGUUUUAGGAAAAGUCUUUGUGCUUGGUGGUCAUAGCUUAAGGUAAUUUCCUUGAAAUUGUUCUACUAUCAAAGUUUUUUUGAAACUUGGUAUAUUGCGCUUUUUCCUCGUUAGCUUGAAGUCCUCGUCUUGACUCAAAUACACCAAAUACGAAACUACUUUCCCCAAAAAAAUCUUGUUCUACUAUCAAACUUUUUUUCUUCUUCAAAUAUGUUGUUUAUUGGACUGUUCUUAGCAAAUACCUGGGAAAAAAAUCGGGGGUCACCGUGCUUGCUUCCUCACAAACUGCUGUGAACAGUGGACAUGGUUUUGGGAUCGCAGUCAGGAUGGAUAAUUGCGCGGCGGGGACUGGGGCGAGAAACAAAAUAACGCCCAUCGUGUUCGACGUAUGCACUCGAGAUCAAGCCUGUUAUCGGUUGUUUUUAUGUGUUUGAUAUCGCCAACACAGAAAUUCAAACUUGAAAAGAUUACAUUAAAUACCGAGGAAUGAGGUAAGUCAAGAUUUGAAGAGAGUUUGGAGUUAUGAAUCUUUAUUUUCGACCAUUUUGUAGCGCCGGCGUUCUGUUUAAUUCCAGUUAGCUACGGUUCGUUUUUUUUGCUUUUGCACAAUAAUGCUUGACAAAGAAACUUGAAGAAAAGACUAUUGAUUCUUAUUCUUCAUAUGUUCGCUUGUUUGGUUUCUAUACACAGCAAAAUGUGAAUUCAGCAGCAGACCUCGUGUUUACUGGUCUCCCUCGCGUGGUUCUGGCGAUACGGUGUGUCUUAUUUGUUCCAGAAAUAUUCGUCUCUCCACUCUCGGAGUUUGAACAACACAUGUACAGUAGCGAUCCCAGGCCAGAUACUGGCUCGUUAAUGCAGUUGGAGAGCCGCAGAGCUGUCCCACAGGCUUCACAGCCCCCAUAAUCCAAAGCCUCAGCCAGUACAUUUUAAUAAUUCCACAACUCGACGGCCGCGAAGUUAAAAAUCACUUCAGACUUGGGGAUCACGCACAUUUCUUUCAUUUUCUUGUCUUUCGAUAGCAAACCAGGAAGCUGUCGGCCGAUCUGCGGCAUUAUUAUUGUGAAUAAAAGCUUUAGCUCUGCAAAAGCGGCCCUUGUUUGUUCUUUUCGCGCUAGUGAGAAGAACCGCCGCCAUCUUGGAUGUGGCAAUGUUAUGCGCAGUAGAGGGUGCGCAGUGCAAACAAGGGAAUUACCUUAAACUGAUUGAAGUUAUUCAAUUUUUUUCGUCUUGGAGAGAGGGAUAAAGCCCCCCCCUCGCCCCGGUCUGAAUAGGGUUACUAUAAAACUCCCCAUUGGCCAAACGUUAAGCAACAUCGUCUCUAUAAACAUAUCCGAAUACGUUUUUGGCGCCUAUAAAUCCUAAUACCCUACAUGUACUUAAAUCUGGAAACAUUUAUGAAUCCAGUGCGUACGUACGCACCUAAGUAAUGAUAUGUAAACGCGGAAUUGGCCACGAUGUCUAAUUACUGUGUUCGACGUUACAACUUAUCAUGUUUGUCUUGCAGAUAUGUACCUGGACUACUUAACAACCCCCUUCGUCAUCUUUUUAAAGGAAAAACUACAACAAGUAGUGUUCAUAGCUUUACACAUCAGAAUAUGUGUACUGGGGUCUCCUGUAUCACCAAGAAUCGAGGAAUAUCUCAUUCUUGUAUUUUACAUCGGAUUGUUGAUCUCUGAGUUUCAGCAAUAUUAUACAUCUCAAUCCAAAGUUUAUUUUCGGUAAGAUGGCAAGGCUAAGACCUCUAAUAAAGUAAUUAACUUUCCCGUAUAACCCUUCCUCAGACUUUCCUUAUAUUAGUCAAUGAAUGUUACGCUUAUUAAUUGCGAGUCAGAAAAGCUUUUGAAACCAGACUUAGCUUAUCAGGGUUCCUCGGUCCAGCUGUCGGUCUGAUUCUGACUAUCUUCCAAUGACGCGUGGGCUCCUCAACUCAGCGUAAGUUUAAAAAGAACUUUCAUGAGAGGUCCACAUAUUCAGCAAUUGUCACAAACCUGAAAAAAAAAAUAUGUAUUAAUGCAGAUCAAAGGGUUUUAGCACAAAACUAUUACCUCUUCAGGAGCUACAGUGGUGGUUAGAGGGAGAUUUGGAUUCGCUUUUUUGCUCAUCCUCUAUAAAUCAUCUAGACAUUGUUCUUUAGCAACAUAAACUCAAGCAGCAAUACAAAUAAAUAUAUAUAUUAUUCUAGAAAAUAAAAAAUAAAAAACAUUUUUCACUUCUAUUAUAAGAGUGAGAGUUAUAUGAGUCCAACAUUUGGAUGCUUUAAAUUAUUUAUGAAGAUAACAUACUGUAGUUAAUGACAUUUUGUUUUCCAUGCUUUGUUGAUCGAAAGGUAGUUUUUGUUUUCUUUUUUACUGUUUACGCCCGACUUGCCGUGAAAUUUUUACUUUGCUUACCGUAUGUUAAAAUGGUACUCAUUUCUAAAGUUGUUCUUCACAAAAUACUUCUGAGUCUUGUCUUUCUUCUCCAGAAAUAUGUGGAACUAUGUGGAUGUCAUUACCCUCUCCUGUCACGCCAUCAUAUUUGUCCUCAGAGUUGCGUCCAUCAUAAAAGGUGGAGAUCCGUACCAUAACAGACUACUGGAGGUAAUUAACUAUCUCUACGGUGUAAACACUCUGCUCCUAGUCUUGAGGUUUUCAAGCAUACUGGAAUUAUACAAAACAGUUGGACCACUUCAGUUGGCUUUGUUCAGAAUGAUCGUCGACCUUAUGAUCAUUUUAGUUCAGUUUGUGUUUGUAAUUUUGGCUUUCUCUGUUGCCAUCACAAUGAUCUACACCGCCGAGAUGUCUUAUUUGACGCCAGCACAAGAGGUGGAAACCAACCGGACCCAGGUUAAAAGGUGAGGCUAGCGCAUGUUUAUUUUUUCCUUUUUUUUCUCUCGCUGUUUUCAUCUUAAGUUCUUUUUUUAACCGGAAAUUAACAGAUGUGUAUCUUUGCUAGUUAUUUUGUUUUAUAUUUUUUAACUUAUUCUUUGUAAACUUAUUUUUUUUAGCUUUUGUGCAAGUGGGUCAUCGUCUUGGUAAGUUCUUUACUCACGUGAUAAAAAAAAAAAAAAAAAACACAAAAUUUGUUGCCGAGUUCUAUAGACCUAAGCUUUUUAAAGGCCUCUGGAAUUCAUUAACCCGCAGAUCAGGCGUUGCAUUUUUGUUCUAAUCCUGCCCGCUUGCCUUUGUUCGCCGGGAAAAUAAGUAAGUAUCUUCCAGGAAUUGGCAUUUCUUUUUUACCUCUUGGUGUAUCUUCUUUUAAUAUGAUAGCAGUUAACCUGUCAUUGUUAAAAUCAGUUGAUAACUAAUUUCGUUUCUUGAAAACUAGCGUAAUUGUCAGCUAGUAUCAAAAUAUAAAGAAUGACGGAUGGACGAAAGACCAACUGCAGAAAUUCUAUAAUGAAAAUAACAAGAAAGUAUGCAUUUGCCUAAAUCCUCUUUCCUAUGAUUAUAACGUUGACUUUUUUAACGAUGCAUGUCAGUAACUUCCCCCCAAAAGCGUUAAUACCGCUGAAGUACUAGUUCCCUGGCAAUUUCAACAUAUUUUAUCAGUGCUAUUUUCCAUUGCAUAGCUUAUUUAAAGCAUCUACCCAUCUUGUAUGGUCAGUCUUUGGCCUGACGAAUCUGGAGACCCUGGAAUCCCAUGACACCUGGUCAGAUACAGUCGUUGGAAUCCUCUACGUAAUGUUUCUGGUUUUAACUGUCAUUAUGCUGAUCAACAUGCUAGUCGCUUUGCUCAACAACACUUACAGUAAAGUGGAGGUAAAUAACGUUGCCGUAACGUUUUGAUCAUCGAAAUCGGUUGAAACUUUCAUUCUGAAAAAAACAAAUCAAAAACAUCACCAACACGCAUAUAAAUAGAUUCGGGCCACAAUCUACGUUGGAAGGUUCGUGUGAGUGUUAUUUUAAAGGGACUAUGUCUCGCUUUUUGCUAUCUUGUCAAUUAAAAAGCUAACUAAAGACUAUUUUCCAGCCAAUCGAAUUCCAAAAAUAGUGGUUCAGCAGGCACUAGAACUGUUUGGUGUUCUUUAUUGCAGCCAAUGACAAAGAGCAGAUUUUACUUAAAACAGUAAUAUGUCUAAUAUCCUUGUGACAAAGACCCUCUAAGACCUUAAAAGAACUGAGAGUUACUUAGAAGAGUGAAAGCAAAACGUCGUAAAAACAAUCAAAUAUGUCUAUUUUUAUUGACUCGACACCCGCAGGAGAUAAUUAAAGCAUCUGGGUCCCCUAAUAUGCACUCUUUAAUGUUGCGUUUCCUAGGAUAAAAUUCUUUAAAUGGCUUACGGAAUACGGGAUUGAGUGAAUGUUUUAACAACAUUUCUUGUUGGCCAUGUUUGUUUUUAGACUAACGCAGAUGUGGAAUGGAAAUUUGCUCGCGCAGUAGUCGCUGAUGAAUAUAGAAGACAUCAUCCCAUUGUUGUUCCUUUCAACAUCAUCACCUUCCCUAUCUCUCACUGUUAUAUCAAGAAGUACGGAGACAGCCGAGCAGAGGUUAGGAGAGGCUAGCUGCAGAUAAUUUCCUAACCCGGAAUCAGUCUUAGCUAACGAAUAUGUAUAUACACGAUGUCAUCCUAUUCCUAUCCCUCACUAAUAUUAAUGUUCUAUAUACUUACGACGUCUUGUCUCGUGUGGAAAAUAAGAUAUCUCGCCCCCAAGGUGCAUAAUUUAGACAUUUCUCCCCUCUCUGAGUGUAUUACGUCUUCACAGUCUUUUCGUCCCUUUCGUUGUAAGAUCCCCCAACUGAUAAUUAUUGCACAAAGGCCUUAACAUGACAAACGUGUUAUACCUACCGUUCCCGAAAACACAUCAGUUUCAUCUCAUUUCAUUCAUGAAGACCACCUUUUGUUAAUUAGCAAUUAUUGGGUAUGAUCUGAAGAAUUAUUCGAACUUAUGCAGAUCGGAAGGGUGUAAUCCACCUCUGCCCGCAUAAUUGUUGAGAAUAUAUGAAAGCCGAAUCCACAAUUGCUUUAUUAUAUUCAUUUAUUAUAAAAUAAUUCUUACUUUAAAAGACAUGCUAGCCCUUGAUCGGUUAGUUUCCGUCUUCAUUUGCCUGUUACUCGGCAUCAUGAAACUGUCCACCUACCCCUCCCCUAAGCCAACAUUCACACUUACUUCUCUCUUAGGGCAAAAUGUUGGCUUAGGGGAGGGGUAGGAAGCAAAUUCAAAUAAAAGGAGAUGUUCUUUGGCUAGCAGAUCUUCUUCAAUUAGCAGUUGUCACCCUUCGAGUUGUAUUUUCCGUUUCUUGCUAUUUCUUCUUCGUAAAACGUGAGAAGUCUACGAACCUUUCCACCAUUUUCUCCAGCUCCACUGAACCAGGGGCCCGUUUCUCGAAAAUCGCGAUAGCUUUUCGGGCUAGGAAAACUGUUUCCUGUUUGCCGUGUUUGCAUUCAAGAUCAAAGUUUCGGUAAUUCUGAAAAUGAUUCAAUGAAACUAUCAGUUAACAAAUCAAAAUUGCAUGUUUGGUUUGUGAACUAGGAACUUUGCUACUAUUCAAAAGGUUCUGAUUUUUUUCGGGCCCGAAAUGUUUCCGGUCCUUUCGAGAAACAGGCCCCAGCUCAGCUAACACGCCCUCGUUCCCAGGGCUUCUCGGUUGUCGUCACUUUUUUCUGGCAAUAGCCUUUACUAUUGAUGUCGUUUUAUUGGAUGUCGCAAAUGUCUUCCGAAUUUGGUCAAAGCUAACUGGUUAUGAAGAAUUAGGGCCAGUUCAUUCGUCGUGCUUGUACUGUGCCCAACUCAAGUAAUGUAAUUGGUUUAGAGACCUUGUGCUUCUGCCCUGCUUUUGUCAAACUUAAUUCAAGAAUUACGAUCGGCACGGCGGAAGCACGAUGAAUGAAUUGGGCCAUAGCCCGGGGAUUUGAGCCAAUCAGAAACGGAAAAAAACUGACUGACUGAUAAUGAGAUUUAACCUCUCCAAAACGGAGACCCUACACAUUUGCCGCACAAAACUGACUUAGGAUCUCUUUCUAAAUGUCUCGUGUAUGUACUUUUGCAGUUUUUUCGAAAGAUUGGGUACGGUUUCAGUAAAUACAACUUUAUUAGGAAAUGUGACUUAAAUGCUUGACUAAUCGCAAAUCAUUGUUUUUGGCUUCAGCGGGCUAAAGACCACCGCAGGAUUUAUCAAAAAUUUUAUAAUAAAGAUCUUUUCCCUAAAAUCACGAAACGUUACCAAGAGAAAUACGGAGAAGCCUUUCCUAUGUCAGGUGAGAACAAAUAAGUUCAAUCAAGAAAGAAUAAUUUUAAGUUCUAAAAAACUGAUCUUCAAUGGAUUUGUCUUGCUCGAGGUACGACAACAUCCUUAAACGCCAAUUCAGUCAAUUUUAUAGACUUUGAAACUGUGUUUACACCAACCCUGUACAAUAACGAUUAUUAUACGUUUUCGCAUGGUGUGCUCAAAUGAACAGUUUCGAUUCUUGGUACUUUGCCAGCAUCCUUGGAAAUUAAAUGAGAAGCUCAUCCUUCGAUCAUCCUUUAGAUUCUCUCUGUCAGUUCCUAAGAAAGCUAAUCGAUACAGGACAGCAAGCAAUUAAGAGAACAAAAUUUUGCAUUUUGUUGAUAAAUAUGCACCUCACUCAGUAAAAAUGAAACUCUUUUAGCACAUCGAAGGCUGGGAUGUAGAUUGGAUAGUUGUGACUGAGAGUGUUUUGCAAGGCUUUAAAGAUUCUAUUUAAAUUCUUUUUAUUUAUAGUUCAAGCAAAAGUGGACCAUUUGCAGAAGAACGUGAAUGAAAUAAUGGUGAAGCUUGAUGCAAUACUAAAAAGAGUAGGAGGAGAAUUCCAACAUCGGGUAAGCAGAGUUUUUCAGGUCAUGCCGUCUAGAAAGACCUUUUUCCGAUAAACGCUGAGGAAGACGUUCCUACGCAGUGGGCCACUGCCUUAAAAGCAUUGCGCAGUAAUUAAGGAUCGCAUAUCUUUUUUCUAAUUUUACUGUAGGGCCAGACAUCGAUGCAAACUUCAAGAAAUUUACAGAAGGCUGCGAUUUCCUACCAUUCGGCUGUUUAACCGAAAUUGA